AUGACCUUUAAUUAAGAUUUCAAUAAAAAAACAGUUAAUUAUAUUUCUAUCAAUACAUGUUUUUUAUCAAAUAUAAAAAUAAAUACUGUGAUAUCUAAAUUUAAAAUAUUUUUGUUACGAAUCAAUAAUUUAUGUGUAUAUUAAAAAAAUCCGCUUAUUAAUUACAUAUAUCAAAUCAGUGGAAUUUUUAAAUAAGGAACGGCUAUACUAUAUACAUUUUAACUAGUACUAUUAAUGUUUAAUAAUGAAUAACACUUUUUUAAGAUUUUUUCCUAAAUGCAAAUUAAUAAAUUAGUAUUUCAUCUAAGAUAUUUUUUUAUUAUUAUUUUUCCAUAUAAACUCUGUGACUUGAUUAUUAAUUUAUUAAUUUUUUAUUAUUUCAUAUUGUUCCUUCUAACGACUAAAUAACAAAAAUUUUUUAAAUAAUUAAAAAGUGGAAAUUAAAUUGGCUAUGAAGGUGUAUCAGGCUUAGGUUUGCUUAGUAAAGUACAAUAAUCUCCUAAAUUUUAUAUUUAAUCUUAAUUAAAUAUAGUUUAUUUGUUUUGGAUUUUGAUGUUUUUUAUCAUAAAAAUGCAUUUAAAGUAAUAAAACUCUUUUAAUUAAUUUAUUUAAUUUAUUUUUCUUUCUCUUUUUUUUAUUGUGCUUGUGUGUGUGUUUUUUCUUCUUCUUCUUUCUUUCAUUCUUUACUUAGUAAUUGAUUUUUUGACAUUCUAAUUUGCUUUCUUUAUUAAUCAAAUCGUUACUCAUUUUAUAAUAAUUUUUUUUCAUUUUUUCCUGAUAACUUACUAAUUAAUAAUUUAUUUUUUCUUCAAUAUUUAAUUAAUGGAAAUUAAAUUAGUUAGGAAGGUGCAUCAAGCUUAGGUUUAGUUUAAGAAAGUGCAAUAAUCUCUUGAAUUUGGCUUUUAAUCUCAAGUAAAAGCAGUUUAUUUGUUUUAGAUUUUGAUAUUUUUUAACAUUAAAAUGAAUUUAAUACUAUAAAACUCUUAAUUUAUUUAUUAGCUUUUUUUUGAUUUAUUUUUAUUUUUUUUGUCGUUGAAUAUAUUUUAUUUUCUAAUUUAGAAUAAAAAUUUAAAUUUAAACAUUUUAUUUUGA
Molecule: messenger RNA, 1092 nt
Organism: Tetrahymena thermophila SB210
Lineage: Eukaryota; Ciliophora; Oligohymenophorea; Hymenostomatida; Tetrahymenidae
Product: transmembrane protein, putative
Exons: 1
Source: RefSeq, a predicted model, not a curated record